Molecule: messenger RNA, 2068 nt
Organism: Andrographis paniculata
Lineage: Eukaryota; Viridiplantae; Streptophyta; Magnoliopsida; Lamiales; Acanthaceae
Product: ATP-dependent 6-phosphofructokinase 6-like
Exons: 13
Coding region: 344-1768 (474 amino acids)
Biological process (GO): fructose 6-phosphate metabolic process; glycolytic process
Cellular component (GO): cytoplasm
Molecular function (GO): 6-phosphofructokinase activity; ATP binding
Source: RefSeq, a predicted model, not a curated record
CCUAUGGGUUUGCAAUGGGAAGUUGACCAGAACCUUCUCGUGCAUCAGACAGCGAACAGUAACAGGAAAAGAAAUCGCUACAAAGUUUGUACACGGUUCCAUGUUCAAUCGCAAAACCAGUGACGCGAAAGCUGGGGGAGUUUUCUGCGGCGGAUCCAAGCUACGAGUGAAGCUGCGCUGCUUGUUUUUCUUUUUGGAUUCUGAAAAUCUCUAAUUUCUUGAUUUUUAAACUAGACAAUUAACCCUGAGAUCAAGCUGUGCGGGGAGAUUCGAGGCUUUUUUGUAUUGCUAGUUUUGUUGUUCGCCGACAAGGAUUCAGGGAAGUUUACGUUUGGAGAAGGGUAUGGGUUCGCCGAGCAAUUACGAGACGAAGCUGGUGGAAGGGGAAUUCGGAUACGUUCUCGAAGAUGUGCCUCAUUUAACCGAUUACAUCUCCGAUCUUCCGACCUAUCCAAAUCCACUUCGCUCCAAUCCUGCAUAUUCUGUUGUCAAGCAGUACUUUGUUGACAUGGAUGAUAGCGUUCCCCAAAAGAUUGUUGUUCACAAGGAUACUCCAAGGGGGACACAUUUUCGGCGCGCUGGUCCUCGCCAGAAGGUCUAUUUUUCCUCAGAUGAAGUUCAUGCUUGCAUUGUUACGUGUGGUGGUUUGUGCCCGGGGCUAAACACUGUGAUCAGGGAAAUUAUUCAUAGCCUUGAUUAUAUGUAUGGGGUCAACAAAGUCCUUGGGAUUGAAGGUGGCUAUAGGGGUUUUUAUGCAAAGAAUACCAUUACCCUGACACCAAAGCUUGUAAAUGACAUACAUAAGCGUGGUGGUACAAUCUUGGGAACAUCUCGCGGUGGCCAUGAUACCACGAAGAUUGUUGACAGCAUUCAGGACCGUGGAAUCAAUCAGGUUUACAUAAUUGGGGGAGAUGGCACCCAGAAAGGAGCUACUGUAAUCUAUGAGGAAAUCAGAAAGCGUGGUCUUAAGGUUGCUGUUGCUGGAAUCCCCAAGACAAUUGACAAUGAUAUCCCGGUCAUUGACAAGUCAUUUGGUUUUGAUACCGCUGUAGAGGAAGCUCAACGUGCCAUAAAUGCUGCACAUGUGGAAGCUGAGAGUGCAGAGAAUGGGAUUGGUGUAGUGAAACUGAUGGGUCGCUACAGUGGUUUUAUAGCUAUGUAUGCUACGCUGGCUAGUCGAGACGUGGACUGCUGUUUGAUACCAGAAUCACCUUUUUAUCUUGAAGGAAAAGGUGGACUUUUUGAAUAUAUAGAGAAAAGGCUCAAAGAGAAUGGCCAUAUGGUCCUUGUUAUUGCCGAGGGAGCAGGGCAGGAACUUCUUGCAGGGAAAACUGAACAAGAUGCUUCUGGGAACAAGCUUCUUCAAGAUGUUGGGUUGUGGAUUUCUCAAAGGAUAAAGGAUCAUUUUGCGAAGAAAAAUAAAAUGCCAAUUACUCUAAAAUAUAUAGAUCCAACUUACAUGAUUCGAGCUAUUCCGAGUAACGCGUCCGAUAAUGUGUACUGCACACUUCUUGCUCAGAGUACUGUCCAUGGAGCGAUGGCAGGAUACACAGGCUUCACAUGUGGGCUUGUCAAUGGCAGGCAUACAUACAUUCCCUUCAAUCGAAUCAUUGAAAGGCAAAACCAGGUUGUGAUAACAGACAGGAUGUGGGCGAGGCUUCUCUCGUCCACCAAUCAACCAAGCUUCCUGGAACCAAGAGAGACUGAAUCUGUAAAGGAGAAUGGUGAGAACCCGGACGCCUGCGCAGAUAACAUAAAGGGUACUUGAUUUCUCAAUCACUCCUGUUUGCAUGAUUUCACCUCUUAAAAUUUUAUAUGCUUCUGUCACAGUAAAGUUAAAUUUGGUCGGGUCUUUGUGGUGAAUAAUCCUUGAGGUAACUUUUGUGUUAAAAAGAUGCCUCAGCUGAAUGACUGAUUGUCGAACCCUUUUGAUUUUGAGAAUGCUCAUACUGAAAGUUCCUUAUAUAUGUAUGUAUGUAUUACUUGCUGCUGCCGUUCCCGAUUAGUUUUUAUGUAAAGCUUCCAGAAAGUAUACAUAUGACUUAAUAAUAAUUUGGCUUUGAAGUAA